AUGCAACUUCUAACUCUUUUGUUGUUUGCUUUUUUGGUCACUAUUUCGAAUGCGAUAAUUUCGUGUGAAGUGUGUGAAAAUGACUCGGAUUGUGGAGGAAAGCAAUGCAUUUUCCAGAUUUGUGAUUGCACGAGUCGUUUCAUGAAAUCUUUCGAUCGAGGCUGUCCACGAAACUGGAAACGUUGCGGACCGAAUAACAUUUGUCGACCAGCCAAUGAUUAUACGAUCACCGAUGGAGGCGAGCUGAAUCGGAACUCGCAAUUCACGCGUAUCGGCUCGAGAUCAGCGAUUCCUUUCAAGAAGGAGGGAUGUGCCACCACGAAAUAUAUUGCCAUUUACCGAAUGCACAACGGAAGACUCGAGUUCGUUGAUAUUAGACUUGGC
Messenger RNA from Mesorhabditis belari, 384 nucleotides. NCBI's taxonomy places the organism in Eukaryota, Metazoa, Nematoda, Chromadorea, Rhabditida, Rhabditidae. The record is from the annotation of a GenBank genome assembly.